Messenger RNA from Puccinia triticina, 1038 nucleotides. RefSeq lists its product as uncharacterized. The record is from RefSeq and is a predicted model, not a curated record. Gene Ontology annotation, molecular function: prephenate dehydratase activity. The transcript has a single exon. Gene Ontology annotation, biological process: L-phenylalanine biosynthetic process. NCBI's taxonomy places the organism in Eukaryota, Fungi, Basidiomycota, Pucciniomycetes, Pucciniales, Pucciniaceae. Bases 1 to 1038 code for a protein of 345 amino acids.
AUGUCGAAAAUCUGUUCGGUUUCUCUGAGAGGUAUUUAUCAAGCACGCGCGCCUACCAGCCAUCUUUCUAGAAACCUCAAGCCACCAUCACACACUGUCUCCGAAAGCCAAUGUCGACGCUACCUUUCACAGCGCCGCCCAAAACCGUCGACGUUCAAAAAUAAACCUUCCAAGGGGGCCGCGAUAGAUCCAGUACUUGACGAUGAUUCACAAAACCUGACGAAACUUUCAUUUGAUGCACCUGCCAACCUGAGAAAACAAGCCUUAGAAAUGUAUGCCCAAUGCAAGCUGAGCGAACGAGAUCCUACAACCCGGUUCGCAAUCGUUCGGCAGAUGAGGAACCUGGAUCUGCCGCCCCACCGGGAAUUGUGGCAAGGGAUCAAUGCGACGGACGAGCUGGCACUCUACCGAUGGGUGGACGAGGCGUUUGGCCAACUGAUUUAUCAGAAAGGUCUAUGGAGACCGAGCGACGAUUGGGGUCCUGAGGACGAUAAGGCUGAAGCCAUCCAACGAGUCGAAAACCUCAGCCUACUGCGUACCGUCUACGAGGAACAGAUCGUGAACCCCUUGAAGGAGCACUUUGGAGGCUCCGAGGUGACGAUCGCCCUUUCGGAACUCAGCGACGACCAGAAGCUCUACAAGGAACCCGCAAUCAUCUGGCAAUCCGUCGACCGGAAAUCCGGUGAUACCUCACUUGAAUGGAUGAGUGAAUACACCGCUGACGUCGUCUGGCCCGGACUCGUCCGCUGUCAGCCCAGCUACCAGGUCGCUCGUAGGUACUGGGAAAACGAAGCCAGGCUGUUCUCCCAAUCGGUUGGUGGUGUGGCUCGUGGAAUGGGAGAGAACGGCGAGAUGCUACCCUUCGAAACCGAUGACCAACGCUCUCAAUCCGACUCCUCACUCGAUCAGAACACCCUCGAAUAUACUUCCCCCAUACUCACUUCCGCUCAAGCUAAUAAACGAGCUGCUGAAGCCGUCCUGAUCAAAAAGUUCCUCGAAGAAAGAAACCUGUCCUCUAAAAUAACCGUUCAACGAUAG